AUGGACAGCGAUGGCUCUGAGGAAUAUGUCUUUGCCAUCCCCAACUUCUGGCAGCCCUCGAAGCUGCUGCUGGACUUGGAGGCAGAGGCACCGGCCAGCUUCUUUUCCAACGAUCUCACAAGUGCAGACGCGGAUCCCUUCGCGCUCGAUCCCAUAACGCCAACCCACGAUGGCUUCUUCAAGCUACUGCCUGUCCACGAUAUCCCCACGGGUUCUGCCGAGGCAAUAGACACAGAGGAGCCAAAUGCACCACUAAAUCCCGUAGAUGAGCCCGAAAGGCCAUCUGAAGACCUCUCUGCGGCCCUCGAUAGCGAUGAUGAUGACGAUAUGCCAGACAUAUGGCUAGAGCCAGGGAUGCCCGUCAAACCCAAGCCUCCAUAUCGAGCGUGGGAGGGGUUUUUCUCCGGCAAUACAGCCACAAAAUAUCAGCCCAUGAUGGUUACCGAGGCUGGCCCGGCUGCGUACGAUGCUCUACUAUUCUCUUCAAGCGACCCUCUCAAGCUCAGGAAUGUCGGUGUUCCUGUGGUUGAUACGAAGACAUACCUGUCUUCGCUACUGGCUUUGGCACUUGGUGGAGAGUCCGUUCUCUUUAUUAGAAAAGACGGAUCUCAGAGCCUCAGGCCUUCACUUCCUAAAAUGAGGGCAUCGGGGUACUCUAGCAAUGUCCUUCAGGCGCUUGAGAAUAAGUGCUUGAGAUGCGGAAGUACCUUGAUGGGUCUACGUGCCUUUGUACAAUCUGCCUACUCAGAACAUCCGAGCCGAUGUGGUGUGGCCCUCGCCAGCACUGUCAGCCAGGUUUUACAGGUUGUUCAAGAAUGGGUGGCUUUUAACGGGCGAAAUCCUCGAUCGCUUCUGCAGCUACAAUCCACUGUCAACUCGGUUGUGGCUAUUCUGAGGCCCUUCAAGGCGCUCACGUCACAGCUUCGCCAUGGUCUUACGGACGAGGAUAUCCUGAACCUCGUAUUUCAUCAGGCAUAUACGGUGGAUAGCAACGAGGAAUACCUCCGUCAGAUUAUGCGAGAAGUGCUGCGGAGAGUCUCUGGGCCGUGGAUCGAGUUUCUCGAAGAGUGGAUUGGGACAAGACGCGAGCAAGGGCUACCUUUUACCAAGUCCAAUGUCGGAGAAAGCAAAGGAUUUGUCAAGGUCGAGGCACGAGUGUUUCGAGAUGAUUUCGGCCGGGAACUCGCAGAGGUCGACUAUGUCUUGGACGCAGGCAAGAUGCCGCGCUUUAUGCCCGACGAUGUCACGGAGACAAUAUUUGAGACUGGGCGCAACUUGCGAUUUAUCCGCACUUUCCAUGAAGACCACCCACUAGCUCAGCAAGAUGUCAUUGCAUCCAGCGAUCCUCCUCAGGCCAAGUGGCUUUAUGAUUGGGAUGCCAUACUGCGCCUUGAGAGUCGUGCUGUUGCGUACCGAGACAGCCUGGUUGAUGCCAUCCAAUCGAGCCAUUCGGACUACGCUUUUGACCCUAUGGAAAUAUCCUUUUACUCAGUAGCCGAUAAGCCCGAGUCCAUCCUUACAUUCUUCGGACUAGAUCAGAUUGGCAUGGAAGAGCGCAUUGCCGCGUCCAUUGAGCAGUUUGCUCAGCCAGUUGCCACACACGACGCAGAGGAUCCUCUCAGUAGGAUUGUGCGUGAUAGACUUUGUGGAACACAUGCAUCAGCUAUUGAGCUCUCGAAUUCUACUCCCCACUGGACAUUGCUUCCUGUUCUUUCGUUUGGCGUUAUUGCGUCGGCACAGGCCCAAGUGGUCAACAAGGAGACUCUCAAGCUCCUAUUUACCGCUCACAAUCUGCGAGACCAUCUAAAGUUACAGCGAGAGUUCCAGUUACUUGGAAAUGGUAUUCUCUGCAGCCGCCUCUCCCAUGCUCUGUUUGACCCUGAUAUGGAGUCGGCGAAAGCGCAACCAGGAGUCGCGAGGAGAAGUAGUGUCAUGGGCUUGCGGCUUGGUGGGCGCGACAACUGGCCCCCUGCAACUUCAGAGCUGCGGUUGGCAUUGAUGGGCAUACUUUCUGAAUGCUACAGUGGUAAUCAAGAAGGGAAUAAAGUCGUGAGGAAUGAACGUAUUUUCGACAAGGAGGUUUCCGGCUUGCCAGGCAACAUGAGCUUUGCCGUGAGAGACCUUUCUGAUGAGGAAAUCGAAAAAUGCAUGAACCCCGAUUCCCUCGAAGCAUUGGACUUUCUCCGCCUUUCCUACACUGCGCCGCCACAACUGAGCCCCAUCAUCACGCCGAUGAAUUUGAUGCAGUAUGAUUACAUCUUCAAGCUCCUGCUGAGGGUCUUGCGGAUGAUAUUUGUUGUCAACCAGCUUUUCCGCGACGCAAACUGCCUGGCACGUGAAUGGGAAGAUCCCGGCAAUGCAACACUCCGCUUCGUAAGAGAAGCACAGCAUUUUGUGUCCACCGUGUCGGCAUAUUUUCUCGAUACGGGCAUUGCUGUUCCCUGGCGGGUAUUUGAGAAGAAACUGGACAAGAUUGAGGCGGAUCUCCACCGGCCAACUACAAACAGCUCAUCAGAAGAGGUCCAGAGCCCUGACAAACUGCAGGAGCUUCAUUCACUUGUCCUGGAUCGAAUCAUGCUUGCUCUGUUUCUGCGAAAGAAGCAGCAGCCAGUCCUCAAACUAUUGGAGGAUAUCUUUAAUACUAUUUUGCGAUUUGCUAAGCACAUAAGGCUACAGCGCUUGGGGAAGAAGGUGCAGAUUUUCAUCACAGUCUGCCGCAGCCUCUCGGAGAAGGCUCGGCGCACAGAUGGCAAGAGAGGGAGAGAAGACAGGAUAUUCAAGGAGCAGUACGGGACUGGCGACGAUAGCAUGGUUGCUCAGCUCCUGGUCAAGAUGGACAUGUUUGACUACUAUCUCAAGCGGUAG
This is a messenger RNA of Trichoderma virens Gv29-8, 2865 nucleotides long. RefSeq lists its product as uncharacterized. NCBI's taxonomy places the organism in Eukaryota, Fungi, Ascomycota, Sordariomycetes, Hypocreales, Hypocreaceae. The record is from RefSeq and is a predicted model, not a curated record. The transcript is spliced from 3 exons. Gene Ontology annotation, molecular function: microtubule minus-end binding; gamma-tubulin binding. Gene Ontology annotation, cellular component: centrosome; spindle pole; equatorial microtubule organizing center. Gene Ontology annotation, biological process: spindle assembly; mitotic cell cycle; meiotic cell cycle. Bases 1 to 2865 code for a protein of 954 amino acids.